Molecule: messenger RNA, 510 nt
Organism: Schistocerca gregaria
Lineage: Eukaryota; Metazoa; Arthropoda; Insecta; Orthoptera; Acrididae
Product: keratin, type I cytoskeletal 10-like
Exons: 2
Coding region: 93-332 (79 amino acids)
Source: RefSeq, a predicted model, not a curated record
AGCGCCUGCCUCCUAUAAAAGGGGCGGUAGCUCCGCUCACUGCUACAGUUGGCUUCAUUGCAAGAGGCAAGUGACAGCAGACUACUACCGACAUGAACAAGUACUUGGUGGUGCUGGCCGGCGUGCUGGUGGUGUUGGCCCUGGUCCAGGGUCACCACGAGCCGGGACACGUGGGCGACGACAGCACCGGCGGCGGCAGUGAAGGGGGCAGCAGCGGCGGCGUCACCAGCCGCGGGGGCGGCGGCAGCGACGGCGGCAGCACCGGGGGCGGCAGCGGCGGCGACCACUCGGGACACCACGGCGGCGCCAGCGGCCACGACCACCACGCCUAGGCUGACGUCUCACUCCGACCACGGCCCCUGCAACGGCUCCAGAUCACACAGCUCGUACAUCUAUCCGUGUCCCCUUUUCCUUCCAAUCCGUAAAGCCUUCUUUAAAUUUUGGAUACACUGUAAUAAUGACCGAAAUCAAUUUUCCAGUACUACAAUAAAGCUUCAGUUGUUAGUUUAA